AUAAUAACUAAACCAGGAAGAAGACGUGAAGGAGUGUUUACUGUUUAGACGCUGGUGAGGAACCUCCGCGAUUGUCUGACGGAAUUUAGCCUGAGUGGAUUUGGCGUAGCGCGUCUGUGAAGGAAUGUGGAUUUAACUUCAAUCAACCAUCACAUCCAACUCUCAUGUCAAGUGACAUAUUUCAGGAUUUUCCCGGCAAUAAUGCAUGUUAUUCUGGACACGAAUAAUUUUAUAUUUCAUGAUGCAAUCGUGAACGUGUGUCCUUCUAUAACCAGUGGUGAAGGGUUAGCAUCAUCAUCAUCAUCAUCAUGGCACCUCAUCCAGUGGUCCAGGCCAUCAUAGACCUCUCAGCUGGAGCGAUAGGUGGGACAGCCUGUGUGUUCAGUGGCCAGCCGUUUGACACAGCCAAGGUGAAGAUGCAGACCUUCCCUUCCAUGUACCGAGGCUUCCUCCACUGCUUCAUGGCCACCUACAGACAGAUGGGUCUGAGAGGGCUGUACCAGGGAGCCACCCCAGCCCUCAUAGCCAACAUCGCAGAGAACGCUGUCCUUUUCAUGAGCUAUGGUUUCUGUCAGGACGUGUUGCGGCGAAUCACUGGGAUGGACCGAGCCGUAGAACUCAGUGACCUCCAGAAGGCGUGUUCAGGCUCCCUAGCCUCCAUCUUCUCCUCCCUGGCUCUCUGUCCCACAGAGCUGGUCAAGUGUCGUCUGCAGGCCAUGCAUGAGAUGGAGGCCUCCGGUAAGAUACCCGCAGGGCAGAAGAGUUCGGUGUGGUCCGUGGUUCGGACUGUGUUGAGGAAGGACGGUCCUCUUGGGUUCUACCAGGGUUUGACUACAACCAUCGUCAGGGAGGUGCCCGGGUAUUUCUGCUUCUUCGGAGCCUACGAGCUCUGUCGCACGACAUUUGCUCAGCAUCUGAACACCGGAAAGGAUGGCAUAGGCGUUGUCCCUCUAAUGUUCAGUGGUGGGUUUGGGGGAGCGUGCCUGUGGCUGGUGGUCUAUCCCAUAGACUGUGUGAAGUCCAGGAUCCAGGUCCACUCGCUAGCAGGCAGACAGCAAGGCUUCAUCAAGACCUUGAUGGGGAUCAUACGCACUGAAGGAGUGGCUCCUCUCUACUCAGGCCUCACCCCCACCAUGAUCAGAACCUUCCCUGCCAACGGAGCUCUCUUCUUGGCCUAUGAGCUCAGCCGUAAGGCGAUGAUGCAGAGGUUUGGAGACGUCUGAUUGGCUGAUCCCUCUGUUUCCUCCACCAAUGCCUGCACUUUGAUUGGCAUCCCAAAAUGGAACCUUAUGUUUAAACAUUAUCUUUAAAGUCUGAAUGUCAUUUUUUUUGUGUAUAAAAUAUACCUUUUGUUGUUGUUGUUGUAGCUAUUGAAUAUGCUGAGCAGGUCACAGUUAUUUGAGAAUGUAGAGUCCUUGGUGUAAAAACUUCAAAUAAAGUCACACGCUCCAUGUUGAAUGGUUAAUCCUAACCUACCAUA
Oncorhynchus tshawytscha (Chinook salmon) is the source of this 1480-nucleotide messenger RNA. RefSeq names its product solute carrier family 25 member 15a (gene slc25a15a). The transcript is spliced from 8 exons. The record is from RefSeq and is a predicted model, not a curated record. Gene Ontology annotation, molecular function: L-ornithine transmembrane transporter activity. The coding region runs from base 309 to 1223 and encodes 304 amino acids. Gene Ontology annotation, biological process: mitochondrial L-ornithine transmembrane transport. Lineage: Eukaryota; Metazoa; Chordata; Actinopteri; Salmoniformes; Salmonidae.